AUGGCAGAGAAAUCACAAAUUGUUCAAAAUGCCCUGAAAGAGAAACCUGGUGGUUUGGAUGUUCUCGAAGAAUAUGAGCUGACUAAAACACUGAAGCACAGCACGAGACAACUUCUUGUUAGCCAUAUGACAGAGGUUCAUGGGAGGAUUACCUCACUUAAACAGAGAGAGACGUAUGCCUUGGGCAUUGUUUCUCUUUUCCCUGCUCUAAGAGACCCAUAUUCGUCGAAGGGCUAUUCUCAUGAGACUGGUGGACCAAGUCGUCGAAGAAAAAUAGAGGACACUGAACAACUUGAUGGAGAUGCAUGUAGAGAAGCCAUUUCACUCCUUCUCCACACUGCUGAUGAGACUGAAGUUAGGCAAAAGAGGAAGCAAACCUUUAAGCAUCGACAAGAGCUCGUUCAUAACCCGGAAAGGUCAACUGACAUCUUAAAAAUCUUUCCAAGAUUUUUAGAAGUAAAAGGGUUGGUAAAUCAAGACUUUAUUUUGCUGUUUAAUGCUGAAACAUCUGCAAAAUUGCUUGAGCAGUGGGAGACGGCAUUCAAGCCAAAAGUCAUUGAAGAAGCAAAGUCUCUCACUUUGACAGCAGAACUUCAAAGUCACAUCAGUGCAGCAGAGAAACAAGAGUCUGAACACGAAUGGGACAGUGACAUUUCCUCUUUCUUGUUGCUGUUGCAUUUGCUACCACCUUCUGCAGGGAGAAAGAAAGUUAAAAUCAGUCCCACUGAUGCUGUUGACAGGCUUUCCUGUACCAGCAUUGAAGAACAUCUCAUGGGAAGAGAAGGCCACCAACCAUACCUACUUGCAGUAGGACGAACCAAGAAGCGGAUUGACAAUUUUUAUGUCGUUUUUGACAAGCAGCUCAUCCCCUGUGCAGGAGCCACCUCCCUGAGUGCCAUAGAUGAACUUUUCAAAGUUCAUUACGUCUUUUAAACUAACCUAUGAGGAAUCCCUGGCAAAUGUCUACACCUUUCUACAGACAACAGUCUACAACAUUGACAUAGGUCUAACAAUCGAGUUGCCGAGAGUAAGGGAACUAUGUGUGCAAUUGUUAAACAAUGUUUUAAAUGUUUUUGCUGUGAGAGUUUGUAUGCAAAUAGCCAGCAGCCGAUAUCUCACUUGCGAGUUACACACAGUUUCUAUCCUUCAUUGAAGUUCACGUUGAUUUGUAUGCAAGGCAAUUGUCGGCACCAGUUUUGUACUUUUUCAGGGAAAUAUUUAAACAGUGUUCAUUUUGAGGAUAAUGGUUUGCAUUAUGUAGAACCACAGUCAUCCCAAGAUGUUGAUAGUAAUCAGUUAGGCCCUAUACAGACAGGCGUUGGUGAUUCCCGAGGUGCCUCUUAUUUUGAGAACAAUGGUGACAGUGAUACCCAAGGUUUUCCCACAGAUUGUCUGGACAACAAUGAUGACUGCCUUUCUGAAAGAGAUACAAAGGAUAUGUGUGCUUCAAUUUUGGCCAAAUUACAAUGCAGCGGUGUGGCAAACAGUUUAAUUUCAGGACUUGUCUCAGACCUUGAAGAGCUUACUUGUGAAGUUCACACACAAACUCAACACAAACUAUUGUCAUCUAUUCCUCUUGAUAAUCCAGUCAGGUUAGCAGUCACGAGUAGUUUUACACGUUUUGAAAACCUAUUUGUUUGCUUUAACACAAAGUAAAAGAACCAAUUAUUUCAUUGAUAAAUGGAGUUUAGUUGAGCCAGUUGAAAUUGGACUUGGCAUGAGGUAUGAUGUGAGAUGCAAUAAAAAACAGGCUGUUAUGAUCAGGUCCCAGUAAAAGAUACCUUUGUUUAUAUACCAAUAUUAGAAACUUUAAAAUUUAUGUGUCAAAAUUCAGAUGUAUGUAGAUUGAUUAGGGAAUCUUCAGAAAGGCAGCGCUCAAAUGAUUAUAAGGACUUUUGUGAUGGAAGUUACUUCAAGGCUCAUCCAUUAUUUUCCAGACAUUCCACUGCGUUGCAGAUCCAAUUAUAUUAUGAUGAUUUUGAAACAGCAAAUCCCCUUGGAUCCAAACACGGGAUACACAAAGUUGGGGCACUUUAUUUUGUACUAAGAAAUCUUCCACCCAAAUUUAAUUCAACACUGAUGAAUAUCCAUUUAGUUGCACUUUUUCAUGCUCACGAUUUGAAAAAAUAUGGGUUCCAGCCCAUACUGGAGCCUUUGAUCCAUGACAUCAGUAUUCUAGAAACCGAUGGCAUUGAACUGCCAAUUUCCACAGGGACAAUUUAUGGCACUCUGUGUCAAGUGAAUGGAGACAACUUGGGAAUGCACUCAAUCCUUGGCUUCUCUGAAUCUUUUAGUGGUCAGUAUUAUGUCAUUUAUGUUUGACUGAAAAGGCAGAUGCCCAGGUUAUUUACAAUGAGGAUGACCCAAGGGUUGUUUUACGUGAUUGUGUAGUCUAUGAGCGCCACUGUCUUCAAUUGGAAUCAGAACUAUAUGGCCUCAAAAGAAAAUCAUCACUCAACAGUCUAAAGUAUUUUCAUGUAUGCCACAAUUUCUCUUUUGAUGUAAUGCAUGUCAUCCUAGAAGGAGUUGCUCAAUAUGAAAGAAAUUUCUCUUUGAAUGUGUUGACAGUAACUUUAUAUCAUGGAGUGAAUUGGUUUCCAGAAUAUAUGCCUAUGAUUAUGGCUAUUUGGAAUGAAAGAAUCGUCCCACACAAGUGAAUCUAGACCACAAAGGAAAUGGCUUAGGGCUGAACUCAAUCCAGGAACUUUGUCUUUUUAAAAACAUGCCGUUAGUGUUUGAAGUAAGAGAAGAAGCAAAUGGCAGUGUUCAUCUCCACUGGGCACAAUAUCACCAAAUAGUCAACCUUGUAUUUUCCCCAUGUCUCUCUAAAGGCAUGACUAUUCUUAUGAAGUAUUUAAUAAUUGAACACCAUGAAUUAGUCACAAAUUUGUAUCCACUCAAGAAUUUAUUGCCAAAGCAUCAUUUUAUGAUUCAUUAUCCUUUCACUAUACGUAAGAUAAGUCCUUUAGUACAUAUGUGGAGCAUGCGAUUUGAAGCUAAACAUAAAGUGUUCAAAAAUACACUCAAGAAUUUAAAAAAAUAUCACCAAAUCUUCGGCAAAAAGACAUCAGAUGUCUAUCUUUGGGAAACCUCACCUUUGAAAUAUGUUGAGUAAAGACCAAUGAAAACAUUUUGCUGGGAGAAUGUUGAUGGCAAGCAUUUAGUAGGAAUGCAACCGAAUCCCAUGCACAAAAUCAUGUACUCCAUGAACUGGGUGAAAAUUGAUGGGACCGAAUACAAAGUAGGCCUCAUUGUUUGCAAUAAAAUUGAAGAUCAACUUCCGGUUUUCAGUCAGAUUCGAAAAAUACUUAGAAUCGACAACAAUAUAUUCUUUUUGGUGGAUGAAUUUUUCACCGAGCAUUUCUCAGAGCAUUUAAAGUACUGGGUGAAUGUGGCAAAGCUGAACUCAUCAAAGCCAAUACUAUGAAGUUUCACAGGCCAUUUGACUUGCAAAGUGUAUAUGUGUCUGAUGAGAGUCAAUAUAUCGUACCCCCAUUUCUGCUGGUUUAAUUGGCAUGUAAAAAUAUUUAUUUUCUUUAGAUGGUUACAAUUGGCACAUGCUGGACUAAAAAUUUAUUUCAUCUCUUUAUGGAGGAUGUAUUUUUCCAAAAGUGGACUGUAGGUAUGAUGAGGCAAUAGAUUAUACCAGAAUUUGUGGUGAGUUAUUUAUUUAAUAUUAUCCCUUUUAAAUGGGACUUAUUAUAUUUUUGUAUUUAUUUAUUUUUACUUAGUCCUGGCUGUGCUCAAUGUUACAGACCAGUGUUUACACCAAAGGAUUGAUAGUUGCUGUAACCUACAUGUACAAAAAUGUUUAUUAACACUUGGAUCCCCUGUAAAUUGCCACUGAGACAACACUUUUUUAUAUAUUUAAAUUUUGGAUGGGAAACCAGCUUUUUUGUUGUAUAGGUUUUGAAAUAUUGUGUAAACUAUUUUGUUUAAAAAAACAAGCAUUUUGAAAAGUCUUGA
Polypterus senegalus (gray bichir) is the source of this 3966-nucleotide messenger RNA. RefSeq lists its product as uncharacterized. The coding region runs from base 1 to 933 and encodes 310 amino acids. The record is from RefSeq and is a predicted model, not a curated record. The transcript is spliced from 7 exons. NCBI's taxonomy places the organism in Eukaryota, Metazoa, Chordata, Cladistia, Polypteriformes, Polypteridae.